UCUAAGUUCAUCAUAGAGCAACUGACAAUUUCUUGAGCUUCUUUGAGUUAAUCAAUUCUCGGUUUUCAUCAUGUCGACCUGUGGCAAUUGUGACUGCGCUGAUAAGAGCCAGUGUGUGAAGAAGGGAAACAACUAUGGUGUUGUGAUCGUUGACACCGAAAAGAGCACCUUUGAGGAUGUCGUUGAGGUUGCGGACUGCGGUGAGAACGAUGGCAAGUGCAAGUGUGGCACCAACUGCACCUGCGAUGGCUGCAACUGCGGCAAAUGAAAGGCGUUACUGUGAACUUUCACCCUGUGGAUAUUUAUAUAACAUGAAGGCAGGGUGAAAUUAAAUAAAUCAAAUAAGUACUUAAUUUGGCGUUUACGUGUAUGCAAUUGUGUGUUUUAUUUUGAUGCCAGGGUUUGAAAGGAGCCAAAGCUUUGGUUUCCUUAUUUGCAUAUGUAUGUCUUAUGGUGUGUCUUACUUAAUGGACUUGUUCUAUUAGUAGUAUGUGGUAAUUAAUGGUCUUUGUUUCAUGUC
Messenger RNA from Asparagus officinalis (garden asparagus), 520 nucleotides. Its product is annotated as metallothionein-like protein type 3. Gene Ontology annotation, molecular function: zinc ion binding; copper ion binding. Gene Ontology annotation, biological process: intracellular copper ion homeostasis. The record is from RefSeq and is a predicted model, not a curated record. The coding region runs from base 71 to 268 and encodes 65 amino acids. The transcript has 3 exons. NCBI's taxonomy places the organism in Eukaryota, Viridiplantae, Streptophyta, Magnoliopsida, Asparagales, Asparagaceae.